Hyaloscypha bicolor E is the source of this 768-nucleotide messenger RNA. RefSeq lists its product as uncharacterized. The coding region runs from base 1 to 768 and encodes 255 amino acids. The transcript has a single exon. The record is from RefSeq and is a predicted model, not a curated record. NCBI's taxonomy places the organism in Eukaryota, Fungi, Ascomycota, Leotiomycetes, Helotiales, Hyaloscyphaceae.
AUGGCAGAACAAUCCCCCUUUAUGCGAAUCCCCAGCGAGAUUCGACUCAUCAUCUACACCCUCCUCCUCAAUGACCACGGCCACAAGACCUUUGAGAUACGAAAUGAAGACUCCUUGAAAUACAGAGCAAGAGGUCCUCACAAACGAACAAUAUAUCGAGUCGUGGCAAGAGAUCUCGCUCGCGCAAGCAAGACAACAACCUACACUUUAGCCACCAAGAUAGAUAUGCACACCUCAAUCAUGGCAGUGAGCCAAAAGAUCUACCAGGAGGCCUCACACAUCCUCUACGGCAAUCGAACCUUUAGUUUCGGUAGAGAUAUCGAGGCUAUUGUGCCCUUCUUCUCCGAUAUGACGAAACAAAAUCGGGCACUGAUCAGAGAGAUAUCUCUUGUGAAACAGGGCUCAGUCUACUGCCGAGACUACGACCGAUACGAAUGGAAUGCCGUAUGCGAGUUUCUCAAAGAUCAUAUGCGCGUGGAGAGCUUGGGAUUGGUAGUUGAAGGCGGACGGCCAUCUAUGGGAUGGGUUGCUAUCCCCGAAUACACCGUGGCAGACUUCAAAACUCUCUCCAUGGUCAGAUACGAGGCCCUGGAAUGGGUUUGGGAGCUAUUGUCUAUCAAAGGGCUUCGGAAGCUGGAUGUUUCUGCAGAAAUUCACCACUGCCCGCCCUCCCAUUCCAGCGCCAUGUCCUUCUUCGCUGCGUUUUCGGCGUCCAUCGAGGCUGGAUUUGCGGAGUUCUUGCGGUCAGAGAUGAUUACAGGGAGUUGA